Schizophyllum commune H4-8 is the source of this 3685-nucleotide messenger RNA. RefSeq lists its product as uncharacterized. Gene Ontology annotation, molecular function: protein binding. Lineage: Eukaryota; Fungi; Basidiomycota; Agaricomycetes; Agaricales; Schizophyllaceae. The record is from RefSeq and is a predicted model, not a curated record. The transcript is spliced from 18 exons. Bases 1 to 3573 code for a protein of 1190 amino acids.
AUGCCGGCGCGAGCGAAGACCUUGGACGAAGGGGCAGGUUCACGACCGAUCUCACCUCGCUAUGCAGCCAUCUGCAUUCUGAACGCACUGCCUCUCGACGUGCUCUUCGAGGUAUUCGGUUACGUGGACCCUAUAUCUCUCCUUCACCUCUCGCGCACCUCAAAGGCCCUCAGAAGCACCCUCAUGAGCCGCUCGUCGAUCUGGAUUUGGAAGCGGUCCUACGCCACCACGAACCACGGGCUCCCACCGGCGCCAAAGGACCUGACUAUACCCCAGUUCCUCGAGCUCGCAGUCGACAGAACAUGUGAUUACUGCCAUCGGGAGCUGACAGAAGAGACGACGUUCUAUGAGAUCCAUGACUCUCUAUACAUCUUCUGGACCGCGCGCUUGCGGAGUUGCUCUCGGUGCCAUGUCAAAAAGAGGUACUUCAUAGCUGAGAAGGACAUGGACGAGUACGAGAUUGUACGCGCUGUGCGGCACUACUUCGGGCCCGAAUUCCCGCUACCUACCUUGUUCCUCAGUUGCCGGAUAAAUCGCACUCCUAGUCCUUAUAACUCAUAUGCACGUGUGAAGAUCGAGCAGCUGUCGAAGGAUUUUGAGGAGGAGACCAACGGCAAGCCUGUCGAGGAUAAGAAGGCGUGGUUUCUACAGAAGGUGGCUGAACAUGAGGUUAUACUCGAGCAUGCCAAAGUCUGCAAGAAAUGGGAGUCUGCAGAGAAGAAGAAAAGGUCGGCGAGGAAACAAGAAAUACGGGACGCGAGGUUUGAAGAAAUCGUGAAGAGGUUGAGCAAUCUGACUUCGCCAGAGGUAACGGAAGUGUGCUACGCUACCUUGCUAUUUGCGAGGGAUCCCUUCGUCUCGAAAGCGAAGCCGCUCACAGACGAAGAAUGGGUCCAGGACCGCGACCGGCUGCUCGAGUGGGUGCAGAAGAUGUGGGAGGAUAGUGUGCGCUCGGAGAGGCGCAGGAUCCUUGAAGAGCGGUAUCUUUCGCUCAAGAAGGUCUACGAUGAAUUUGUGGGCAGCUUCAUCAGCAGCGGCUCGCGCGAGGCUCGAGGCCUCCCGCGAAUCGGAGAUUUGGUGACAUGGAAGGAAGUGGCCGAAGUCAUCGAAGGCACACCGCUCGAGCUGGAGCUCUUGGGUGAAGACCUGCGGGAGCUCAUCGACCAACUCGCACAGACGCGGCGAUUUACCGAGUGGCGAGAGGCGUGCGAGAACGCGCUCAUCGCAAAGCUUGACGCUGCGGCGGCUGCGCGAGCGCAGAGGACAGGCACGGAGCGCAAGCGUCCGGCAAGCGCCGCGGACCUCACACUCGCCGCGACCGUGUUCUGGUGGCGACGCGACAAGCCCUGCUGGUACCCCGAGCUGCUCGCGCGCACCCCGCAGCUCUGGUCGGCGGCAAACUUCGACGACCCGCAGCACAUGGUUGGCCACUGGGCAUGGUCCGCGCGCUUGUUCAGUGCCGAUCUGAGGGACACGACCGCGCGGCUGGUGACUUUGGCGGGAUUGGACCCCGGGACGGCGACACCCGAGGAUAUGGACGCGCGCGACGCCUGGUUUACGCCCGCGGAAUGCGCUACGCACAACCACAAGGACGCAAUUGCCAUGACGUGGCGGAGAACGGUGAUGCAAAGCAGACUGACCGCUGACUUCGUGCUUGUCUCGGACGAGGACAGUGCGCUGGCGCGGGCGCAGCGCACGCAGAUGGGCGCGUUCGAGGGACAUGUCUUCAUCCCAACGAUCUGGAAGGAGGAAGAGGCGGAGGUAGCUAAGUGCGCCAUGAGACGGUCGUUGAGACUAAAGAAUGCUGCUGCCAGGCGUGACAAGCAAGGCAACGCGCAUGACAGUCGCCACUCGCAAGCACCCGCCACGCCACUGACCCCGUCGCGCAAGCGUCAGAGGACAAGGAAGAGCAUCGUCGGCGAAGACAGAAAACCUGGAAGGAAGCUCGAUAUGUCUGCGUCUGCUGCCGCUUUCCAGCAAAUGCCUCUCGACGUGCUGUAUGAGACUUCGAAGGCCUUGCAUAACACGCUACUAGACCGCUCCUCAAGCACAUUGUGGAAGGAGGUUUACACCGCGUCCACCGGCCACGAACUGCCACCGGCAUCCGAAGACUUGCCGGUCCCGCAGCUCGCCGUCCUGAUCAACGACUAUACUUGCUCACGCGCGUUUACGGUGCUGCGAGGAUUGCCUACCAUCGGAAAAGACCAAUUUAGCGGGCAUGUUGUCCAUGAAGAUGCGCUGGCCAUCUUUAAGAACCUGUGCGACGUGCGCAGCCUUCCCGGCUUCCCUGCCUUUGCGUUAGUAGAUAGUCCUCAUCGGCUGUACACCACAGCGCCGAUUGGAGACUUCGUCAGAGAAUACGAGAGGGAUUAUGUGGAUCGGCCACUCGAAGACACAAAAGCCUGGAUCACCGCUAAGGCUGCAAAGUUCGAAGCUAUCAGAAAGCAUGCCCUGGCGUGCGAACAAUGGGAGAGGAAUAUCAUGGUGAAGUACAAUGCAUCGCGCGAGCAGCUGAGGGAGGAUAGGCGCGAAGCCAUCCUUGAACGGUUGGAGGAACUCGGGCUUGCUAGCGAGGUGAGGCCCGCGCGCAACUGGGAGCGCUUCAUCUACCACUCGCUCGUGUGGAGCUCGGCGCCGCUGACGGAACAAGGCUGGAGAGACAUUCGCAAGCCUUUGCUCGAGUUCGUGCGCAGCCUUCGGGAUGAGCGAAGGUCGGAGAAGAGGCGAAAGGUCAUAUCUGACCGAUACUACAUGCUCGGUCGGGUUUACGAGGACUACCUACGCAGAAAGACGGUGUCACUGCCCGGUGAAGCGCGUCUGGAGAUGACCCCGGAUCGCUGGGCUCACCUCGGCAUCGGCGACCUGGUGAGGUUCCCGGAAGUCACGGCCCGCAUCGAGAGCACACCUGUAUCGAAGACUCUCACCGAGGCCAACAUGCGCGCGCUGAUCAACAAGGUCGCUCAGACGCAUUUCGAUACGUGGCUCACCGGGUGCGAGACCGCGCUGGUCGAUCUGCUGAACCAAGCGGAUCCACGACGCACGCCGCCGGCGACGUCGGCAGACCUCCAUCUCGCGGCGACCGUGUUCUCAAGCGUGCACCAGCGGCGGAGGUUCUUGUAUCCCGAGGUGCUCGGCCAUCGCCCAGCGAUGCUGUCCAGGAAGAAGCGAUCGGUGAGGGAUGUGCGACCGGAGGACGUCGUGCGGCAGCGCGCGUGGUCGGCGAAGGAGUUUAAGGUCGAUCCUACCCGACUGCGCCUCGCCGAGAAGGUCGUCGAGCUAGCGGGGCUGGAUCCAAGGACGGCGACCCAAGCAGACAUGAACAGGCGGGAUGCGUGGUACGCGUUCGUGGGCAAUCCGAUCAACAGGAAGAAUGGCAGGGACUCUGAAUCGAUGACGUGGAGAGAUGCAGUGGUAUGUUUGUUGCUGCUUUUCUUGGUCGUCUCCCGAACUGACGGGCGCGUCUCGCGAUUUUACAGCUUGCCUGCGACGAUGCUGACUGGCAGGUGGAUCUCGUACUGCUAUCGGAGAAGGAGACUGUGCUGGCUCGCGAGAAGGGUCGCGACAGUGGGAUGAACCUUGGUCCGAUGGGUUCUCAACCCUUCCUAGCCUAAUAAGCAGCAAAAGGAUCUAGGGCAAGCGUCGGGUGUCAUCCACGUACCUUUUCGAUGGCGUAUAGACGUGUCCG